AACUUCCUGUAGUAAAUAGAUUUGCCGCCAUCGUGAAAGCUAUGUGAUAGAUAAGACCGAGAUAAGUGGCCCGGCGGACAUCGAAUCAACGCUUUGUCACUCGACCAGAGUGAAGACUAUCAUCAAUUCCGAAAUAACUCCGAAUAAACUGGCAGCGGGUCAGGUGUUUCAUUACCCAAACUAGGACCCUUCAAGCUGCAAAUAUUCUCCUUUGUUAGUAUCAGUAACUGCAGUUGAUGGACAUGAAGUUGCCAUUCUAGAGAGUAAUACUUCAAGUCCGCAACAGAGGUGAGAUCUCAGACUGGAAAACAAACAGGAUUAUCUCAACAUUAUUGACAAUGAGCUGGUGGAUAUUCCACAAUCAGCCUUUUUAAAAUUGACUUGAAAUGGUGAAAUAUUUAAAAAGUCUGCAUAACACCCCCAAAGCUUUAGUGUUUAUGCAGUGAAAAAAAAAGAUAAAUCUGUUAUAGUGAUUAAAAUAAACUAAAUGUGACAAAAGAAGAAAAAACUAACAGAAAAAUCCAUAUAAUAUAAAUAAACAUGGAAAAUUAAUCCAGUUGUUAAGCAUAUCACUAAAUAUAGACCAUAUCGCAACAUAUGCUCAUCUUACUUUUAGAAAACAAAGGCUUUUCAAAAACAGGUGAUGGGAUGGCAACCAAGACAGAGAAGCAGACAUCCAUAAAAGAAGAACCAGAGCAUGUAGAAAUGCAGGUGAUGUUUAGAGGAGGAUCUAAAGAGAGUAGCUCUCAAAGAUGUAAACAGGAAAGGGGGACUGAAAGUCCCUACAAUCUGCUGCCAGAGAGAAGAGAAAAAGCUGCUUCUGAUAAAAUGCAAAGCAAAACUGGUCAGUGCAAGGAAGGGAAUUUAAAACGUCUUGACCAAAUAGUAAUCCAGCAACUCAUCCACAUCGGAGAAAGUAAAAUUACCCCUAAAAAACAGGAAAACAGCUUCUGCCAGAACGUAGGCAUCAAUAGGCCUCAAAUUCUCCAUUUAGGAGAGAAGCCAUAUCUCUGCAUCAUUUGUGAAAAAACUUUCCGCAACCACUCAGGGCUUAUGGUCCAUCAGAGAAUCCACACAGGGGAGAAGCCGUAUAAAUGCCCUGAUUGUGACAAGAGCUUCAACCAGCGAUCCCAUCUCACCUCUCACCAUGGGACCCACACAGGUGAGAAGCCAUUUAAAUGCUUUGACUGUGGGAAGAGCUUCAGCUACAACUCUGGGCUCAUCAUACACCAACGAAUUCACACCGGGGAGAAACCGUAUAAGUGCUCCAACUGUGAGAAAAGCUUCAGCCAAAAAUCUCAUCUCCUUUCGCAUCAGAGGACCCAUAUGGGAGAGAAAUCUUUCAAAUGCCCUGACUGCGGGAAAAGCUUCAGUUACAACUCUGGUCUCGUAAUACAUCAACGGAUCCACACUGGGGAGAAACCAUAUAAAUGUUCUGACUGCGGAAAGAGCUUCAAUCAGAGAUCGCACCUUAUUUCUCAUCAAGGCAUUCACACAGGGCAGAAGCCGUACACAUGCCAGGAUUGUGGCAAGAGUUUUAGCUUCAAUUCUGGGCUUGUUAUUCAUCAACGGCUUCAUACUGGAGAGAAACCGUAUAAGUGUCCCAACUGUGGGAAGAAUUUCAAUCAGAAAUCGCACCUCAUUUCUCACCAGAGAAUCCAUAUUGGGCAGAAAACUUAAAUUCUAAAGACAAUUCUGUACAGGUUAUUAAUAUUAGCAUCGUCUUUUGCUCCCUGAAUAGUAGCUUUGGAAGAACAAUGUGUGUUGUCAUCUGUAUGUCCAGAAGCAGUGGACUUAUUUUAGGAUUUUGAAAUUCUAUUUGUACUUACAGGUUCAAUAUUUCAAAAUGUGAAGCAAAAAGAAAAGUGACAGCCAAGAGCAAUGGAUAUAGAACAAGAGGACUGAGGUCAGGGGUUAAUAAGGCUACAAGAAGUACAAAAAUGCCAGAAAGCUAAGACUUAUUCAUUUUUCAAUUUUAUGAGAAAAUAACAUUGUAGUUUGAAAUGUAAAAGAUUUAUUAGUAACUACAGGAAAAUGCUUUAAAAUGAUCAUCAAUGUGUCACUAUAGAUUCUUAGCCCGUGCAAAAUAUAUAGCCCUCUUUCCAAAGUCUCAUCAAGGCAUAGAGAGAAACAGGGUAGGUGGACCCUACUGCUGAUGCUCUGUCCUUGAUGCUUUGUUCCUUUUUGGCUUGGGAGUUUGCUAUGCUUAGAUUUGAAAGGAAAACCUUAUAUUUCUACAAAAAAAAAAGUCAUAUCACAUGGAAUGCUGGAAUAAAGAUGUGAUACAGAGGUAGUUGCCACAGGCCAAUCUUUGUUCCUUUACAAUACAACACUAUAUUGUAUGGAGGCCACUUUGGAAUUUAAAAGUGUAGUAAAUCAAGAAUUCGCCCUUGUUAAUCUCUAGAUUUUCUCUAAUGCUUUUUAUAGGAGGUUGACUGUGCAGACUUCAGUAUUUAGAGAAUGCAUCAAGGUUACAAAUCCAAGUUAAAGUAUACAUAGCUUUAGUUUUGUUCAAUUUAAUUGGUUAGAUGUGCUUCUGAGCAUCAUCCAAAGUGCUGCUUAUUGGCUAUAUUAUUCAAGAUUGCCACAUGAGGCUGUCCCCUCCAGUGAUCCUCAGGAACCCUGUUAUUUGCCCUUGUGUGACACCAAUAUGUGGAAUUCCCUGCUCCAAGUGAUCGGUUAACCCUUUAUUUAGUAGUGGUCAACAUUCGUAUUUUUAAAGAAACAUUUUGUUCUACCUCUCUUUCCAUAUCUUUUGUGAUUUUAUUUUAAUUUUUGAAUAUUUGAUCUAGGUUCCAGAUUGUUUUUAGAUCAUUGUUGUUAUUUUUGUUGUUAUUACUACAUUGGAUCCAGACUUAGUUGCACUUAAAAAACCCCCACUGAAAUCAGAGAGGGUUAAAGUAACUGUAACCAACCUGUACCACUGUUUGAAUGUGCGUAUGUGUAACCAUGACAGGUGUAUGGCUUUCUUCACUGUUGUUGGGCUCCAAUUUUCAACAGCUCUUGGCAUUAUGGUCACCAGUGAGAGAUGAUAGAAAUUGCAGCCUAAAAACAUCUGGAAGGCCAUUGGUUACCCAGUCUUGGACUGCUAUAGUAUUGGAUGCUGUCUGCUGCCCUGAGACCAAGGGGCUGAAAAUAUUAAAUGUAAAUAUUAAGUCAAUUGUAAAUAUUAAGUCAGGCAGUAUUACGUUUUUAAACAUUGAUCAUUACAGCUUAAUCGCAGCAACUCUUCUGUACAUAUAACAUUGCUGAUUAGAAUGGUGUAUAUGGUAGUUUUUAAAGUACUGAAAAAUGUUUCCUUGCAAUAAGUGGGGAGUGUACAAUGCUAAAAUGCAUUUUUAAAAAGAGAUUCUGAUGCUGGUUGCUUGUUUAGAUUUUUACUUUUUACCAUUUUCUCUCCCUCAUUUUAGGCUAGGACAGUGGUGAAAUCCAAUUUUUUUUACUACCGGUUCUGUGGGUGUGCCUUGGUGAGCGUGGUAUGGCUUGGCGUGGAAGGGAAGGGUACUGCAAAAUCCCCAUUCCUUCCCCACUCCUUGGGGAAGGAUAUUGCAAAAUUUCCAUUCCCACCCCACUCUGGGGCCAGCCAGAGGUGAUAUUUGCUGGUUCUCCGAACUGCUCAAAAUUUCCACUACUGGUUCUCCAGAACCUGUCAGGAUUUCACCCCUGGGCUAAGACCAAGGUUGACAGAACAGUUGGCUACAGUUCAAUUCUUAAUUUGCUUACACCCAAUAGACAAAAUCUUGCCAGACCAAACCCUUACUACUCUUACCUUAACAGAUAUAACUUCAGAGAGUCUAAGGAGUAGCUAAUCUUAUUCUCUUCUUCUGUCUCUUAUCCAGCUCCGGACUGGGCUGCCUCUUGUCUCGUUCUUCUUUCCAAAUGUGUUCCUGGGAAACUACAACUGCACUGUAGUCCAUCACGCUAACUCCCCCUUUGAAGGCACUCUCUCUCACCCCUCCUCAAAAUCAAAUGUAGCCAUUACAACCCCAAGAGAAUUUAUUUGCUUGAAUUAACUUUCUAAUAACACAAGUAAAAUAGUUUUUUUAAAAAAAUAACAAAAACCUGGAACCAUGCAGAAGACACUUUUCACGUACCACAUGGUUGAAACUUUGACAAUAGUUAUCUUCAGAACAGUUUUUCCUGCUAAUCUGAGUAGUCAAGUUCAUAGCAAGAGAGGUGAUCCCAUACACCAGGGCUGUCAAACUCAAGGCCUGGAGGCCAAAUCUGGCCUGUGGGGUGCUUAGAUCUGGCCUGCGGAGCCACCCAGGAAACAGCGAAGGACAGAUUCAUGGUGCCUCUGUCAGUGAAAAUGGAGCUCAGGAGCCCAUUUACUCUGGCAGAGUGCUUGGGCCGCCACAGGCCCCCCCCGACACGAGUGACAUCAAGCUGGCCACGCCUACCCCGGCCCCCUGAGGUCAAACACAACCCUGAUACGGCCCUCAAUGAAAUCGAGUUUGACACCCCAGCCAUAGAGUAUCAAGCCCUAAGCUGUGCAGGGUUUUAUGAGUCAUUACUGCCCUUGAAUUAUUCCUUUUGUUUAAAUACAAUUUUUAUUAAAAUUUUUAUAUAAGAAUGCCUUGAAUUAUUCCCAGAAAACGCCAGCAAUUGUUGAGAAUCAUACGAUUUCUAUACACUAUGGCGGUCAGCAGCCUAGCUGCCCUGCUUGGUAGUAUUUGCAAUAUCUAGACCCUUUUCAAGAAGAGCCUCACAUGCAACACAGUUAAGGCAGAUGGUCAACCUUGCCAGAGUCCAGCUGGCUCAGGAAGUGUCGCAUUUGAUGCAGUGGCUUGUAACUGUGCAAACAUUCUUCUUGCCAAAUUUGCCGUCUGCAAGUCCUGUGACAGAUGGAGAUCGAGGGGCACUUCCAGACCCUCCCAACCUACUCCUGGGGGCUGCAACCUUGUGCAGAGCAAGCUUCUCUCUAAUCCCAGAGUCCUACUUUUUCCAUACCAACAGCAGCUCCGAUUUGUCUGGAUUUAAUUUCAACUUGUUUUCUCUCAUCCAGCCUACUAUCAGGGUUUUAAGCAACAUUUAGGGCUACUGAUUCUUUCCUUGAAAAUUGGGUACAGUAGAGCAGGAUUUCCUAUGGGUAAGACUGGAUGAAUUCCUCCCAGUAAUGUCAUGUAGAGAUCUUAGUAAUAAGUCGUGUUUGAUGUUGAAAUCUAUUUGCAAUCUAUUUGAGUGUGUGUGCGUGUGUGUAGCUGAGAACAAGAAGUGUAUUGUUGCCCACUGAAUGCUAAUAUAUCUCAGCCUUUCCUUACUCAGUGUCAGUUAAAUGACUAAUGGAAUAUGGAAGUUAUAAUUGAGCACAUUUGGAGAAUACCAGAUAGGAGAAAGCAGCCUAGUAAAUAUUUCCUGAUAUAACAUUUUAGGAGUCAUACCAAUUGUCCUAUAAAAAAAAAUAAAAGGAAUGCCAAUAGAAAUAAAAAUCUGGGGAGAGAAUGUGGUUACUUUUUAGCGGUUUUAAAAAAAUUCUUCAGUGCAUGCUAUCAACUUUAGGAGUCAACCAUGUGUAGCAAUGAGGCAAGAAUUCAAAAGGCUUUGACAUUUAUAGAUAGUCCUUAAUUUACAACCACAGUUAGAACUGGAAUUUUUUGUCAUAAAUUGAAUGGUUGUAAAUCAAGUCAUGGCAUGAUCAGACCUAAUUUUAUGACCAUUUUUACCAAGGUCAUUAAGGAAAUCCAACUUUCCCAGUUUUUUGGGUUUUUUUUGUCAGAAAUCAGCUGGGAAGAUCACAAAUUGGUAUCCUGUGACCGCAGAAUGCUGCAACUGGUCAUAAAUGUGGAGUUAAGUGUUACUCUCCCACAAGGCUGUCUUAACUUGAAACCAUCUUUAAAUGAAUGGUUGUAAGUACAACCAUGUAUCUUAGCAAGAUACUAAAAUAUUAGUGACUACAUUAUUCUGCCCAUAAAGUGUAAACUCUUAGAAAAUUAUUACUAAUUUUAAAUGGUCUUUUCACAGUGUCUUGUCAAAUGCAAUGUCUUGGAUAUCUUGCUCAAUAAAAAUAUAAUUUC
This is a messenger RNA of Ahaetulla prasina, 6014 nucleotides long. RefSeq names its product zinc finger protein 239-like. The coding region runs from base 598 to 1680 and encodes 360 amino acids. NCBI's taxonomy places the organism in Eukaryota, Metazoa, Chordata, Lepidosauria, Squamata, Colubridae. Gene Ontology annotation, cellular component: nucleus. The transcript is spliced from 4 exons. Gene Ontology annotation, molecular function: RNA polymerase II cis-regulatory region sequence-specific DNA binding; DNA-binding transcription factor activity, RNA polymerase II-specific. The record is from RefSeq and is a predicted model, not a curated record. Gene Ontology annotation, biological process: regulation of transcription by RNA polymerase II.